AAAGAUUGCGCCUAUCCGACAACAUAAAAAAACGUUGUGUUCGGAAAUUCAUAAUAAAAUAUAUAUUUACUGAAAAUAUAAUUAUUAUAAUUUAAAGGGAAUUGGAUUACACAGAAUCUAUAAGAAGAUUUUUCUGUGGUCAUCUUAAAACAAAAUGAGUUAGUGCAAAAACAAAAGAUCAAGUUAGUUGCCAGCCAUUGUUACUGAAGAAUAAGAAGUCAUAACAAGAUGUCAAAUGUCGAGACUAAUAACAAUAUGAAACAGGAGAAGAUACAAGACGUAGAAAAGGGUAAAAAUAAAGAAAAUAAAUCAACUGCAACCUGGUUAAGGAUCUUAAUAAUGAUAUUUGCCCUGGCCGUGUGGGGUGCGGCGACCGCUGUCAUUUGGUUACUAGUGAGCUGGCAGGUAGCUGUGGGGGUUUGUGCUGGAAUAUUUAUUGUAUACAUAAUAGUCUACUUCUAUAAAUGGAUCUGGGUUGCUGUCAGAACUGCACCGAGAGAUUUCAAGGCACUGUACUGCUACAUAAAGAUUUUAAGACUGUCAAGUAACUUAACAAAGAAAAAUUGGUCUAUGCCAGACAUCUUCCACGACGUAGUCAAAAAGCAUCCGAAGAAAGCCUGCUUUCUUUUUGAAGAUGAAGUGUGGACAUUCCAACAGGUGGAAGAAUUUAGUCUUCGGGUGUCAGCAGUUUUAAGAGCGCAAGGUGUCCGUAGGGGAGACACGGUAGCUCUAAUGGCCAGCAACUACCCCGAGAUGCCCGCUAUCUGGCUCGGUGUUACACGCAUCGGAGCAGUUUCCCCACUCAUCAACACAAAUCAAACAGGGAACACUCUACUUCACUCCAUUAAUAUCGCAAAAUGCGAUUACGUUAUAUACGGAAGCGAGUUCGAGUCAGCCAUACAAGAUGUAAGAAAAGAGAUACCCAAUAAUAUUAAGUUAUUGAAAUUUACUCGUCGGCCAUUAAAUGCGAGUGAUGGUAUGAAGACUGCGGAAUCACCAGAAGACUUCACUCACCUGUUGGAGACCACCCCACCAGCGCCUUGGUCACUUACCGAAGGCGAGGGCUUCCUCGGAAAGUUACUAUAUAUAUACACUUCUGGUACAACUGGAUUACCAAAAGCAGCAGUGAUUUCACCUUCCAGAAUGGUGUUCAUGGCGUCGGGAGUACACUUUUUGGGAGGUUUAAACAGAAAAGACGUUAUAUACUGCCCCAUGCCGCUGUACCAUUCAGCUGGAGGAGUUAUCACUAUGGGUCAGGCGAUGAUCUUUGGCUGUACAGUUGCAUUAAAAUUGAAGUUCUCCGCCUCGGCGUAUUUCCCUGAUUGUAUUAAAUAUAAGGCUACUGCGGCGCACUACAUAGGUGAGAUGUGCCGGUAUGUGCUGGCGACCCCGCCGUCACCAAACGACAGGAAGCAUACGGUGCGAUGUGUUUACGGCAACGGAAUGAGGCCUACGAUUUGGAUGGAUUUCGUUAAUCGUUUCGGUAUAAAGAGAGUAGCAGAGUUUUACGGCGCCACAGAAGGAAAUGCAAAUAUCGUGAACAUUGACAGCAAGCCAGGAGCCAUUGGGUUCAUUUCACGUAUUAUCCCUGCUGUGUACCCGAUUGCUAUUAUUAAAGUCGAUGAAGACACAGGGGAACCGAUAAGAGACUCGCGAGGAUUGUGUCAGACAGCCAAACCUUACGAGCCAGGUGUAUUCAUUGGCAAAAUAAAACCGAACAACCCGUCACGUGCUUUCCUUGGAUAUGUUGAUAAAGAAGCUUCUGAAAAGAAGAUUGUCAGAGAUGUUCUCGCACAUGGCGAUUCCGCGUUUAUAUCCGGUGAUAUCCUCGUUGCGGACGAUCUCGGCUACUUAUAUUUCCGCGAUCGCACCGGAGACACGUUCAGGUGGCGCGGAGAGAACGUCAGCACCACGGAGGUGGAGGCCGCCAUCUCUAGAGUCGCUGAUCAAAGGGAUGCCGUCGUUUAUGGAGUGGAGAUACCAAAUACUGACGGUAGAGCGGGAAUGUGCGGAAUCGUGGAUGCCGAUGGAACUUUGGAUUUAGAAAAACUCGCCAAAGAUAUUGCAAAAGAUCUACCAAAAUAUGCCAGACCCAUUUUCAUAAGAAUUAUGCAUUCGAUGGAUAUGACGGCUACUUUCAAACUGAGAAAAGUCGACUUACAAAAAGAAGGAUAUAAUCCGAACACUGUCAGAGACAAACUGUAUUACUUGGAUCCGAAGCACAACAGAUAUAUGAGUCUCGGCCCUGAAGAAUAUGAAAAAAUAAUAUCCGGACAAAUAAGACUGUGAUUUCCUUAAUGUAAUACUAUUGUUACAGUGCCUUUUAAUUUUUAAUUUUAUAUAAAUGUUAAUAGUAAUAAAAAUAUUUUUGUUUUGACUGAGUUUGUAUGGCUUAUUAUAUUUACAAAAAAAAAUUACCGGCCAUAUUAUUUUUUUAUACAAUGAACAAGGUAAUUUAAUUUUAUACAAUAUGUAUGUACAUAUAUAUUUUAAAAAAGACUAUUUUUAUCAUAUUAGGGUUCCUCACGUAUUUAAUAAUAAUUAAAUAUGAAGGGUUACAAAAAAAAUACAUAUAUUUGUUUGUUUCUAAAUGAUAUCGUUGUUAUCUUGAACAAUUGAUUAUUGAAAUAUAUCAUAACUUCAAAUAUUGAAAAAUAAUGUGGUGGUGGUUCAAUUACAAGAACUCAGAGUUGCAUAAAUGAAGCUGUGAUUUAAUUCUUAUUUUAUAUACUUCUUAAGAAUAGCAAAAACAAUAUUGUAGUUUAUGGAUAUACUUAUAUGUAUUUUAAUAAAACAUUUUUGAUUAUAUAA
Molecule: messenger RNA, 2811 nt
Organism: Danaus plexippus (monarch butterfly)
Lineage: Eukaryota; Metazoa; Arthropoda; Insecta; Lepidoptera; Nymphalidae
Product: long-chain fatty acid transport protein 4-like
Exons: 14
Coding region: 229-2289 (686 amino acids)
Biological process (GO): triglyceride homeostasis
Cellular component (GO): endoplasmic reticulum
Molecular function (GO): long-chain fatty acid transmembrane transporter activity; long-chain fatty acid-CoA ligase activity
Source: RefSeq, a predicted model, not a curated record